Messenger RNA from Closterium sp. Yama58-4, 1572 nucleotides. The record is from the annotation of a GenBank genome assembly. Lineage: Eukaryota; Viridiplantae; Streptophyta; Zygnematophyceae; Desmidiales; Closteriaceae.
AUGGCGCAGGCGGACGACGGACAGCGGGAAAGGGGGGAUGCUGAGGAAGCGGAGAAGCCGCGGGCGGGGGUAGACGUGGUGAAUCCGAGCCUGGAUGGACGAACCUCUGCCGAGCCUGACGAUCCCGCUUUUCGCGCUCUGUUUGCGACGCACAAGGAGCAUCUGACGUGGACUGACGCGGGCCGUUUGCGCUGCACGCUGACUGGUCACGAAUUCCUUCCAACCCACGAAUCGCUGAAGCGACACGUGGCAAGCAGAGUCUUCGCCAAGGCGGCCGCGUCGCUCGCGCUGCGGAAGUUCGAGCCACACGUCGUGCAGUCACCUGAUAAUCCUAACAAGCUGCUCUGCACGUUGACGAACAAGCUUAUACAGAAAUCGGAGGACGCUGUAUGGAAGCACAUGAUGGGCCACAAAUUCCAAAAGCAACUCGCCAAGAAGGAGCAGGAGGCAGCAGCGCGGAGGGCGGCCAGAAGGGCGGAGAAGGACGCAGCAAGCCAGCCCGCAACUGGGGGAACGGACGUGGGGGGGGGCGCGGGGGAAGGUCGGGGGGGAGAGGAAGGGGAGGAGGUGAAAGAGGAGGAGGAGGUGGAAGAGGGAGAGGAGGUAGAGGAGGGGGAGGUGUUGGAGGAAGGGGAGGAAUGGGAGGAGGUAGGGGAGGGGGAGGGAGGUGAGGAAGUGCAAGAUGGGGCGGAGGAAGUGGAGGAGGAAGAGAGAGUAGGGGAGGAGAAGAGAGUGGGGGAGGAGAAGAGAGUGGGGGAGGAGAAGAGAGUGGGGGAGGAGAAGAGAGUGGGGGAGGAGAAGAGAGUGGGGGAGGAGAAGAGAGUGGGGGAGGAGAAGAGAGUGGGGGAAGCGAGUGGGGAAUGGGAGGUUUCUGAAGAAAAAGCUGAGUGCAGUGAAGGGGAGACAGAAGAUGACAGUGAGGAGGAGGGAGAGGAGGAAGGGGAUGAGGAGGAUGAGGAAGUGGAGGGGGAAAAGGGAGAGGAGGGGGGUGAGGGUGAAGGGGACGAGGUGGAGGAAGAAGAGGAGGAGGAUGGGGCAGAUUUUUGGAUGCCUCCUGUAGGUGACAGGUGGGACGGGGAUGAUGGGGGUGAUCGGUGGGGCAGCAGGGAGGAGCGGCGGGAGGCGAAACGGAAACGAAGAGCUGAAGAGGAGGAAGCGGAGGAAGAUGAGGAAGAGGACACAGAGGACGAGGAGGAAGAGGAAGAGCAAGAGGGGGAGGGGGAGGGGGAGGGGGACGAGGAUGAGGACGCAGGGGGUGAAGAGGAGGAGGAGGAGGAUGAUGAGGAAGAUGAGGAAGUGGCAGAUUUUUGGAUGCCUCCUGUGGGUGACAGGUGGGAUGGGGAUGACGGGGGUGAUCGGUGGGGCAGCAGGGAGGAGAGGAGGGAGGCAAAGCGGAAACACAGUCAAAGGCAAGCGGAGCAUGGGCAGGUGGGGGAGGGGAGCGAGGAGGGUGAAGAGGAUGGAGAGGAGGAAGGAGAGGAGGGGGAGGAGCGGGAAGCAGCUUCACAGGCCGCUGCAGCCGCACAAAGCAAUAGGCGUAAGCGUAGGAAAGGGGGGAAGGGGCGUUGUUGA